Molecule: messenger RNA, 3724 nt
Organism: Botrytis cinerea B05.10
Lineage: Eukaryota; Fungi; Ascomycota; Leotiomycetes; Helotiales; Sclerotiniaceae
Exons: 2
Coding region: 937-3300 (787 amino acids)
Molecular function (GO): protein binding
Source: RefSeq, a predicted model, not a curated record
GGGGGAACGUUAAGCUUCUCGAGAGUCCGAGAGUCUGAGAGCCUUUGGGCGUUUCCAGGUGAAGAACUGAAAUCUUUAGUGAGAAUCAAAUUGUUUCAGGUCAUCAAAGAUACCUGUACCUCGAAUUCAAGGCCAAAUAUAAAGAGCCUCUUGAUAUCAUAUAAUCACCGAAGAGUCUGAGAAUGAAACGAAUUAGCUCAGCGUGCGGCGCUUCACACAUUUUUCAACACGAUGGAUUUCCCUAGACCCCCUGCCCGCAAGUUCGCAAUUGGCCUGAAUGCAACUUAGUGGAUGAAUGAGCCCUACCAACGGUCAAUGCAAUACCACUACAACAUCGCAAUGCAAGCCCCCAGAAACAGAGAAGCAUGUCUGUCAUGUAGUGAUGCAUUCGCAAUGUUUUGAUAUGUUUAUCACCACCCCCUCAUCAUGUUUCUCAAUGUGCUGCUGUUAUCAUCUUCGUUUUCUACAUUUUGUUGGCAUGUUGCUAUCGCGAAUGGCGUCGAUCUCAUGGUAUAUAAUUUAAAUUUUCGAGUUAUAUCCCAUGUACUUUGUAAUCCUUAAUCAACCUCGGAGAGGUUUGGACGAAAUCCAAGUCCAGCCUUGCCACUCGUAAGGCUUGGUGACAAUACUUUUCUCCUGCGAUUCACAGUUCGUGGUGGAAUUUUCAAUUCGGUGUGGAUUCUCGGGAUAGGUCAUUGGUUUAUACGAGCAACUAGAAUAUCCUUGGUGAUACUUCCUAUUGAUGUAUAUUCCAUGAGCUACUUGCAACUAGAUCUGGAUUGCUCUCUGUCGGAAGAAAUUUGGUCAGCUUCUUGUCGAAAAUUGCGAACACGACUGGUACCACAAAUUUUGAGUUUCUUAUGACAAUCUUGCGACCUUUUCAUUUCCUUGCACUUCGAAGGGGCUCAAGGGGCUCAAGGGGCUCAUUGAGUCAGCAUGUCUACCCCCAAUGCCGAAUCGUCCAAUAUCUCAACAGAGGAGUGCGAGCGCUGUUUCGCCUUUUUACAGACCAUUCACGGACAAGAGUUUCUACAAGCAUGUUAUGAGGAACGCGAAGAGCGAAAACGUACCAGCAAACCAAAUACAAUUCACGGGAAACUCUUGAAACUCUCUGAGGUUCGGAAGCAUCACGAAUGGGAAGCACACAAACGCGAUAUAUUCUUCUACUACAUGCGAAAUUUUAGCUCCGCCGGCAUAUUACGAGAGAUCACUGCCACAGGCUAUCGGUUUUCAAAUCAAUCACCUCGAACUUGUGAUAAUAGAUUGGAGGCAUGGGGUUACCCUCUUAAUCCACAAUUCAGACAGAUCUUUCUGAGUCGAUUACGAGAGGAAGCAGCAGCUUGGGAAAGAAAAAUCCAACUUGACCCUCAGGAUAAUUUCUCGAUCGCAUAUGACCUAUCGAAUUUAGACACAGAAGCUCGUCGCAGUCAUGCCCACCUCGAUGUAUUCAACACACCAUUUGGAUUUGGAGAUUCUCCAACUCUUGGCGCCACUAAAAGAAAGACAAUAACCGAUGUCAUAGAAUCACUUGACAGCAAAGCGUCGAAAUCCAUUACGCCACAAGUUUCUGCAAUUAUGGACCAUACUUUUCAAUUAGAUCGUGUUUCGCCGAGAAAGUUUGACGAAUUUACCAAUGGGCAAAUUCCAAUGGACAAUAGUUUUACUUCUUCGGCAAGUUCGUUCAUCUCACAGGAAACUAUUGGCUGGGCCAAAACUCAGAAGGAUAACGAUAUAUCCUCCGAAUAUGUUAACCCCGAUGUGUUAACUACACCAAUCUCGUUUAUCAAAUCUGAUACCGAUUCUGGCUAUUACUCGAUGGAGGUUGUGGAGAAACCCUUAGGAUACCAGGAGAUAGGUGAUCAGGUACAAGAGGAACAAGAGGCGUCUGUUGAUGGAGAGUUUGACGUGGUUGGCCGUAGACCUGAUAGUCCGGACCAGGCUUACUACCAACUCUUCGAUGCUAAUUCUAUGAUUCCAUCGAAUGAAAUGAACUCUCUUCUACGACAGAAGCUGGAUUCUCCCCGCCGAUCAUCUAUACUACACAAGAUCCCCUGUAGGAAUGAUCACAUGGAUGUUGCACUCGGCAAGAGAACUAUGUGCGAAUGUGGGGUUACCCAAGUCCAUGCUGUCUGCCUCUGUAUGAUCGAUCUCCCUGACCAUCAGAUUCUCGCAAUCCUAGGACAAGUCUUCAACAAAGACGAGAUCGAUGGGGCAGGAAAUACCCCACUCCAUUACGUUGCAGCAGCUGGGCGAAAGAAUGUCCUUGAAUACAUGAUUGCGUCAGGCAUCAACGCUGGACGAUUAAACACAAUUGGCCAGAGCUUCUUACAUGUCUUGGAUGCUAGUCGUUUUAGUGAUGAUUUGAUUAACUUCCUUCAGAUAUUCAAACAUAGUGGCUUACUGGAGCAACGUGAUCAUAAUGGGCGAACGGUGCUGCAUGGUCUUCUUCGAAAUCCAAUACUGCCUCAUGUGUACCACGACCUAGUAGAUUUCUACGGACCCGAAAGAGCAAUACAAUUCUCACUUCGGGACAAUCAAGGUCUGACAGCAGCACAACAUAUACGAAAUGUUGCUCAAACUCAAAACCCUUAUGCAUCAUAUGGCCAUGUCGGCUACGCUCAAGCUAUAGUAGUCUACGAAAAUAUCGCCAAUCGGUUCAUUACGCAGACGGAAAUUCCCGGUAAUUCCAUUGAGGAGACACAAAACCGUAUUGCGGUUCUUAGAAAUUCCAAUCCUAAUGUGGCGGACUCUGUUCCGAAUACCGAGGAUAGUACGGGUAGUAAUGCUCUCCAUUGCUUGGUCCUACCACCCAGAACUUGUACUCUGGAAGAUACCGAAAGACGCCUCGAUAAGCUAAAGCAAUACAUAUUUUUCGGGGCAGACAUCAAUCAUUAUGAUCAAGCCGGUAGAACACCACUUCUCGCAGCCAUCAUCGAAUCUACAUCUCCCACAAAUGAAUCUACUACCAAAGCAAUUGUCGAAUUGCUGUGCCAGAAUGGUGCUAAUAUCUAUCAAAAGGAUCGAGAUGGUCACACUGCAUUAUACCACGCGAUACGCAAAGGUUACUGUGACUGUGUUGCCAUUCUAAUUCAACACAGGGCCCAUGUGAAUUGUAGAGCACCAAAUGGGCGCAGUUAUCGAAUGGUUGCGCAGGAUUAUUUACAGGAGCAUCUAUCGGCUAAUGAUCAAGAAGGGUUUGAUAAACUACAAAAACGACUAGCUGUUGUAUCGGCCUUAGUCGCUUGCAGAGCUGUGUUGGAGCCAACGCUGCUUCAGGCCUGGGGUGUUGAUGCGACGUGAGAGUGAUUGAGGGAAGAGACAAAUUGUUAUCGUGAUUCCAUUGGCUGUUAGGCUAUGGUAUAGCGAGAACUAACCAAGUCAAUAAAGGCGUCAAAGGGAUAAAGAGAUCUCUGUACCACUAGGCUCGUCGAAGAAGGAGAAUUGAGCAUUUGGUUUACAAGGGGUAGCCAAGGGGUAAAUAAGCGAAACAUGGCGUAUAUUACUGCUUGAAGAUGUCUUCGGCAAACUCGUCUAGUGAUAUGAUAUAUGACAUACAUGAUAGAUAGCGAGCUAGUUGGAUCAAGGAUUUGGCCAAGAAAGAAACACGUGUGGCCUUAGUUUAUUCAUCGAUUACCCCUCAGAAGAUGGCUCUACUGGUUGCGAUUCUACCUAUUGGGAUGCCACACUAUUCGACAUGAGUGACCACUAAUUCAAUGUAUAUUCA